Tarenaya hassleriana is the source of this 2816-nucleotide messenger RNA. Its product is annotated as pumilio homolog 12. Gene Ontology annotation, molecular function: mRNA binding. The record is from RefSeq and is a predicted model, not a curated record. Gene Ontology annotation, cellular component: cytoplasm. The transcript has 7 exons. NCBI's taxonomy places the organism in Eukaryota, Viridiplantae, Streptophyta, Magnoliopsida, Brassicales, Cleomaceae. Bases 516 to 2555 code for a protein of 679 amino acids. Gene Ontology annotation, biological process: post-transcriptional regulation of gene expression.
GAACUUUGCUUCUCUCUCUCUGCUUCUUCACGCCGCCUACCAAAUACAAGCAGCACCGCCACUCUCUCUCACUCUCUUUGCAUUCCCAAUUCCCUCUGAAUUUCCCCCCACAUUUUCCUCUCUUUUUUUGUUUUUUUAUUUUAUGCUUUUUUUUCCUCUUCCGGAUGAUUGCAUUUCUUCUUCUUUUCAGUUUUGUGGUUUUUAAGCGUUUUCCUCUCUUUGCGUGUUCGAGAUUUUUCUCUUUUGCAUCACCUUGGCGACUGACGUUAUAAUGCCUCUGCAAUGGCGGUUCUCCAUCUCACCCCUUCAUCGCUUUCCUCUUCCUCUCGCAUUGUGACAUAACCGUAGGAUUUUCUCUGGACUGGGUUUUGUCCAAGUUUCGAAAUUUGAUCGGAAAGAUCGAGUUUUUCCUCCGCGAUCUGGUCAGAGGGCUUUUGAACUGAGGAUCUGGAGUUUUGAUUUCUCUGGUAGAAGGGCAAGAAGCCAUUCUUUGUUUAGUUUUAUUGUAUUUGAAAAUGGAGCAGGGAAGAAGUGAAGUAGAAUUUGAUGAAUUCGAGAAGCUUCUUGGAGAGAUACCGAAAAUGACUUCUGGGAACAACAGCAGCAGGGUUCCAUUAUGUGUGAACUCUUGCAAAGCACAGUUUUCGCGGAUACUUAACAAAGAGUCGGAUGAUGGAGGAAUGCAGAGAACCAGAAUUGAGCAAUCUCCUUUCAAGAAAGCUGAGCUAGAAGAAGCAAAUCUUCCCGAUGAACGCACCUUUACAUCUGCAUUCGCUGAGGCAGGUGUGGACUUUGGCGGGAACCUGAGGGAAACGACUGUAUCGAUGCCUGAAAAUUCUCGUCUGCUAUUUGUUCCUUCUUGCCACUCGCCAAACAGCUUGCCUUGUGUGUUUGACAAAUUUGAUGCAAGAAAACACGACCCGCAAGUAUUUAGGAGGCUGCAACAAGUCGGGUACUUUCAGAACUACCCUUCCAGUGUUUCGCCCGUUCAUACUGUCCAAGGUGUUCAGUUUUGUCGAACCAUGCAAAUCCCGGGCUUGGAGUUCAAUGUUUUGUCUGAUCAUCCGCAAUACAUGCCGCCCUCACAGCCUCUGCCUCACUAUCUACCACUGAAUCAAUCUCAUAUGGGUUGGAGAAAUAUCGAAGAGGGGCAGCUUCAAAGGCUAAAACUCCCAGAAGAGCCAUAUUUAAGGAUGAGCCCACAUUUCCUCUAUCUUUAUAACCAGAGCAUGGAUGCUCCUAGCAAGCUUAUGAGUCCAAGACAGGAAUAUUUUGGCAGUUUAGAUUCUCGCCAAGCUGACCUCACGAAUGGAGACUUGUUUUUGGAUAAAAAUGAAGGUGUGAAGGGUUUGGAUGCAAUGAGGAGAACGGGUUAUCCAGAUAAGAUGCUGACAAGAUCGCAAUUUGGAUUGAACUCAGAUAAAGCCAUGAAGUAUGGAAUAAGAGAUGAAUCACAUAACAACAUGAAGCAUGAUGAAAGACUUUGGUUGCACAAUCAAGUCGAUGACUCGCUUCCAUGGGAUUUCUUUAGCACGUUGAACCUCAAAAACGGCAAUCUAAGGAUGCAGCCUCAAAAGUACAACUCCCUUGCAGAAGCAAGAGGCAAAAUAUAUUGCAUGGCAAAGGACCAACAUGGUUGCCGCUUCCUACAGAGAAAGUUUUCAGAGAAAAACAUCGAAGAUAUAGAGAUGAUCUUUUGUGAGAUCAUCAACCAUAUUGCGGAGCUUAUGACAGACCCUUUUGGUAAUUACUUAGUUCAAAAGCUUCUUGAGGUUUGCAACGAGGAUCAACGAAUGCAGAUUGUUCAUUCGGUAACUAGAAAACCAGGAGAGCUUGUUAAAAUUUCUUGCGACAUGCAUGGGACUCGUGCUGUUCAGAAGAUCAUUGAAACGGUGAAGUUGGCAGAGCAGAUUGCAGUUGUCCUUUCAGCCCUGAAGCCUGGUAUAGUGACUCUGAUCAAGAAUGUGAAUGGUAACCAUGUUGCUCAACGAUGCUUGCAAUAUUUGUUGCCUCACUGUGGCAAGUUAAUUUUCGAAGCUGCAAUUACUCAUUGUGUUGAGCUUGCAACUGAUCGCCAUGGCUGCUGCGUACUUCAAAAAUGCCUUGGUCAUUCUGAGGGUGAACACAGACACCUUUUGGUCUCUGAAGUCGCUUCCAAUGCUCUACUCCUCUCCCAAGAUCCUUUCGGGAAUUAUGUCCUCCAAUUUGUCUUUGAGCUUCAGCUUCAGUGGGCAGUCCUAGAAAUUCUCGAGCAACUAGAGGGCAACUACACAGACUUGUCCAUGCAAAAAUGUAGCAGCAAUGUGGUUGAGAAGUGCCUGAAACAAGCCGAUGAUGAACACCGUGCUCACAUUAUCAGAGAAUUUAUAAAUGAUGGCCGGCUUGAUCAGGUCAUGCAGGACCCUUAUGGAAACUAUGUAAUCCAAGCAGCCUUGAAACAAUCUAGGGGAGCUCUCCACGCUAUUCUGGUGGAUGCCAUAAAACCGCAUAUCCCGUGUCUCCGGACCAAUCCGUACGGGAAGAAGGUUCUCUCCGCCCUUAGCUUGAAGAAAUAAUCAAAAGGUUGUGUCAACUUGCAGUUUGGUAAGUGUCUUGUAAAUCUAUGUAAUAAAAAAAGCUUUUGCCGGGUUUGGUUUGAAGAUUCAUGAGUGCUCUGCUUGUUGCAUAUGCGCAGAAAUGUGAGGGAAACUACAACACCUCCUCCAUAUUUUUUUUGUUGUGUUUUUCGAGUUUGGUGAGAAGCUUUGUUCUUCUUCUCCCUCCUCUUUCCGGGCAGGAUUCAAUUCUUUUUUGAAUGACACGCAGAUUUCUUGUUA